AUGCCGAAUAACAAGACGGUCAAGGUCGGGGUUUUCAUCCCGUCCGAGUGCCAGCUCCUCGACAUGGCCUGCGUCGACGUCUUGGCGACGAUGUCCCGGGAGUAUCUCAGCUUGCUGCCCAUGUUGCCAAAGCAUAUCCCGGCGCUGGCGCCUAGCAUGAGUUUCUUCUACAUCACCGCCCCGGCUACAGCCAGCGGCGAGACCACAGAGCAGCACUCUCUGGGUCUCUUACAACUCACGGCAGGCGCCAAGAUUCUAGCCACGCACGGCAUCUCGCACCCGGACGUGCAGCCAGGCAAGCUGGACAUCCUUCUCGUCCCCGGCCCGGACCCGGGUACACACUGGAACGAAGACGUGCUCGGGUUUCUCAAGGAUCACGCUGAGCAGAGGGAAACGACGGAUGUGUUGAGCAUCUGUACGGGCGUCUUUUUGUGCGGCGCCGCGGGGGUGUUGGAGGGGAACAUGGUUUGUGGGCCGAGAGGUUUGCAGGACGUGUUGAGAAAGAGGUUUCCCGGAGCCGAGUUCGUGGGGGAGAAGUAUCGAUGGUUCCAGGAUGGGAACUUUUGGAGUUGCGGCGGCAUCACGAACGGCAACGACCUCGUCGCGGCGUACGCGCGAAACAGCAAGAAACACUUCCCCCCAGCGAUUGCUGAGAUUGGGUGUCAGAUGACCGACGUCGGGGAUAGGCCGCAGUUGUACGAGCAAGGGCAGACAAUGUUUCUCAUGGGGUUUCUGUGGCAGAUUGUCAAGGCUUGGUUCGGGAAGCCGAGCAAGGGGACGCAGAGAAAGGAGAUCUAG
Messenger RNA from Colletotrichum graminicola M1.001, 798 nucleotides. Its product is annotated as ThiJ/PfpI family protein. The transcript has 2 exons. The coding region runs from base 1 to 798 and encodes 265 amino acids. NCBI's taxonomy places the organism in Eukaryota, Fungi, Ascomycota, Sordariomycetes, Glomerellales, Glomerellaceae. The record is from RefSeq and is a predicted model, not a curated record.